AGUGACAUAUACCAGGCAGCACACAACAAAGCAAGCGAGCGCACUACUGGAGAAGCAAAACAAACAACAUACGCUCAUACAUACUUUCGUUGUGCGACUCGAGCGCGCGAACACAACACAGAACACCACUACCAGUGCAUUUAAUACCGUUUUUAUUUCAUACGGGGCGGUAAACGUAACGACGCGACGAGUAUUUUUAUUUCGUUUUUGGUGUGUGGUGCUGUUUCUGCUGCUGCCGCUGUUGUUCAGUAUUAAAGUGUUACUCAGCAUAUAAACAAGCACACACAGAACACGGAGCAGGAGGACCGAACAAGCGAGAAUUCUAACCGAAAAGUCUAUGGAAUAAAUGUUGAAAAACAAAACAACGAAGUGCUAUUGUGAUAAAACAGUAGUGUGGUCGCUUGAUUCGAUGUUAUAAUAAAAAUUGAGCAGUCAAAACUACUACCCAAAAACUAAAGAAUAUUUGCCAAAAAAAAAACAACAACAAGCUGGCAGAUAAGACAAAAACACAUUUUGUUUUGGAUCACAAUCAUUUGGCAGAGAACAACAAACCAAACAAACCAAGCAACUAACCGAACGAAUUGUAUAAUCAUCUGACAGAAGCCAAAGUGAACAAGAGAGAGAGCAAACUAUAAAAAACAAAGCAAAAACGUAAUAAAUGUCAAAACUUUUAGUGUUCAAUUGCUGCUGCUGCUGCUACUGAUGUUGUUGUUGUUAUUAUAGUGAGUUUGGCAUCAACUCCUUGUGGCAUUAACAUAACCUCAACACACGUAAACCCACACACAUACUCAAGCAGAGGGAGAAAUAUAACAAAAAGCUAUUUGGCUGAUGUUUUUACCAACACAUUAACACGUUAUUGUGGCAUUUAUUCUAGCCCAGAGUGUGCGGAUAAACAACAAAAGUUUUCAGACUUUAUUUUAUAUGGGAACUCAGACACACAUUCACACAUAAGUAAAUGCAUCGGUGUGUGUAAUCGAUUGAAUGGAAUAAGACAUAAGCAGCCGUAGUUGUGCUUUAGCGCUUGAAAACUAUUGUGACAUUUGGUAUCCAUGUGACACAUCACUCACGCUCUCUUUUCAAAGCAGAGUUGUAUUUUCUUGGGAAUUAACAUUAAUUGAAACAUUUCCAAAACAUAUCAAGGGACCAACAAAGAGUGUGAUUUAGCAGAGAGAGAGAGAAUGAAAUUAGCAACAAUGCCUAGACGAUCAUCAGGUGGAAUUUCAAAAUUGAUGGCUCCAAAGGCAACAGAAACAGAUGCUGCUGACACGGCAGUUCCCACAAAGAAGCCGAAACGACGCAAUGAACGCAACAUACUAACGUUCUAUGAAAAAAUUGCCGUCAUACGCUACUAUGACGAGACGAACAUAUCACGCAACAGUUUGGCCAAAAUGUUCCAUUGUUGUGCGACACAAAUACGAAGGAUACUGGAACGCAAACAGGAAUUGCUACAACAACUGGCCACACUGAGUGAGGCGGAUGCUUCGAUAAUUAUCGAAGAAAUGACACGAAAACGGCGAAAAUUCGAAAUGAGUGCCAUUAGUUUUAUUCUACAUCAAUGGGUGGAACGCUGUAGGCAAAUGCGUUUGCGCAAAAGCAUUACCAAUGAAACGCUAAAGGACACGGCUGUCAAAAUGGCAGCCAUUCUCAAUUUACCCGCAUUCAGACCUUCGUACAGAUGGUUGAAUCGUUUCCGUGGCAAAUACAAAUACAACGAUGAAGAUUUGGGUGCUGGAAAAGGUGCUGAUACGGUGCCGGGUGAAUUGGCCGUUGAGGAUAUUAUUAUUGAAUUUAAGGAUUCUUUGCCUAGUUUUAUGCAAAAGGAAAUCUCGGCAAUAACAUCGACAGCCAACGAGUCGCUACUCAACACAUCCCCGUCGGCGACGGUAAGUGAAAUACAAAAGUCCCUGAGUACUUCACCCAAAACCAAAGAAACAAAUCUCCGGGAGAGUAUGGAUGAAUUUGAAAUAUCCGAAGAUGAUGAGGAUGAUGAUAUGAAUGACAGUACGGAAAAGCAAAGUGAUGAGGAAGUAAUUGAAAUUAACACAGCUCCAAAUGCCAGUGAAAAUGCUACAACAAAACCAGUUAUGGAUGAAACGAAUAAUAACACAAUUCCGCCUGAAACUGAAGAGGAGAAUAAAAUCCCCGAAGCUGCCACCCAUGAAUUUCCCAUGAUGACAGCUGGCUCUGCUGCCCUUUUGCAUAGUAUUUUCCCCCAUCUGGCUGUCAUACACCAGUUUGCCUUACUCAACUCUGAUGUCAAAGCAUUGGAACUCAUCUCCCAGCUGGGCGUGCAUAUGCAAACACGGGCCGAGGAAGGUGCCUACAAGCAACUGUCGCUGGCGACAACCUCAACUAGUGGUGGUGAUGGUGCUGACGAUGAUGAUGCCGCCGUGGCCGAUGUAGAUCUCAACGGUGAUAUGAUAUAUCCCGAUAUUGAUGAUAUUGUUCUAAUUGAAUAGAAUGUACAAAUCUAUGAUUCCGUUUUUUGUUAAUUUUCAAAUUAGUUUAAGGAACCACAUGAAAUCUACCAAAUCGUUUUAAUAUGCCACCGCUGCCGUUUUUUAUACCUAAAAUCGUGAUGUAUUUAUUAAAAAUAAUAAUGAAUAGUCUUAGAGCUAAGUUAGCCUUAAAUGGACAGUUUUACUGUAAGAAAUACAAUUUUUGAUUUUUUUUUUCAAUAUAUUAUUGAAGUGAAUUGAAUUCAAGAUCACAAACCUGUCACCAUUUUUAAAGACAUCUAUAGUUAAGAUGAAUAAAUGUAAGUUAUGUGAAAUAAAAAUGUAUUUUGUUUAACAAUUUAA
Musca domestica (house fly) is the source of this 2801-nucleotide messenger RNA. RefSeq lists its product as uncharacterized. Gene Ontology annotation, molecular function: DNA binding. Lineage: Eukaryota; Metazoa; Arthropoda; Insecta; Diptera; Muscidae. The record is from RefSeq and is a predicted model, not a curated record. Bases 1179 to 2459 code for a protein of 426 amino acids. The transcript has 2 exons.